Schistocerca cancellata (South American locust) is the source of this 544-nucleotide messenger RNA. RefSeq lists its product as uncharacterized. Bases 116 to 544 code for a protein of 142 amino acids. NCBI's taxonomy places the organism in Eukaryota, Metazoa, Arthropoda, Insecta, Orthoptera, Acrididae. Gene Ontology annotation, molecular function: olfactory receptor activity; odorant binding. The transcript has 3 exons. The record is from RefSeq and is a predicted model, not a curated record. Gene Ontology annotation, biological process: detection of chemical stimulus involved in sensory perception of smell; sensory perception of smell. Gene Ontology annotation, cellular component: plasma membrane.
UGUGAGUGCUGAGGGCCUGCCCUUCAUACUGGCUCUGCCCUACGACGCGUCUACGCCCUUGGGCUUUGCCGUCUCGUGGCUCUUCUGCACCGUAGUGUGCCUCCACGCGGUUGUGAUGACCAUGGCGCUCGACUCCUUCAACGUCAGCCUCAUCGCGCAGCUACGUAUACAACUCACACUGCUCAGCAGCAAAAUAGUCAUUCUCGCCAAAGAGAUGUCUGAUAGACCUGUACACUCUUCAGAAUCGCCUUACUACCACGAGCUUCAUUACCGGCUGAAGAAAUGCAUCCUUCAUCAUCAAGCCAUUAUCAAGAACUCAGACUUGCUGGAGCGGCGCCUAGGGGCCAUGCUGCUGGCACAGAGCAUAUCCAUCGGUGCCGCCGCCUGCUUCCAGAUGUUCCAGAUUGCCACGAGUGCGGAUGGUAUGCAGCAGGUCGGGAAGUUCGGCUGUUACUUGUCUACAAUGCUAGCUGAGCUCUUCAUUUACUGCUGGUUUGGGGACGACCUUAUUACAGAAGUGAGUAAAUCACAGAAAAUAAUCUGA